This is a messenger RNA of Symbiodinium natans, 3024 nucleotides long. Lineage: Eukaryota; Dinophyceae; Suessiales; Symbiodiniaceae. The record is from the annotation of a GenBank genome assembly.
AUGUUGGAUGAAGCUAUGACCAAGUACGGCUCAAAAGAUUGGGUCCUGACCGAGCUGCCUCGUCCAACAUACACCAACAACGUGGACGGCAACCUGGAGUUGCAGGAUCUCCUGACAUAUUCCUGCAGGACAGACUUAGCAUCCAAGACGUGUGCCAUGAUCUUGGACGUCCACGUCGGCAUGACCGAGAUUGGCAACCUCGCAACCAUUUCUGAAAAGAUCGUCCAGCACGACUACAGCUUGCUUCCACCGCAACUACGCCCUUCCGACUCCAUGCCCCGUGACGCCGCCGUGUCCUACAUCAUGCACAACCUCGAGGACGGCGCAAUGAAUGUAGUCCGUGUCUUCAAGUUUGCGAGCAAGACCUCUGUGAAAUAUGCGGCAUGGUCUGUGGAGGAUGAGGAACUCAUGGCAGGGGUAGACUACAUCAACAAGAACGCGCCAGAGGACGACUCGGAGAACCAGCAGUACGUUUGGAUUUUGCGGAACAUCCACUCGCACAGCGGGUCCCCCAUCAGCAACUGGCCGGAAUCUAAGGUCCUUCGCAUGGCGCAAAACAAGAGCAGAGGCACUGCCGGGGCUACUUCCUUGAGCUUCUUUCCGAUGACCGUGCGAAGCGUGAAGCCCUGGAUGAGCACCUUCCUUCUACCACUCGUCAUGCCACUCCUGACCUCCUAUGGAAUGAUCACGCUUGGCUGGCCCGGGGUGGGGAAAACUCCAUUCCUUAUCUUGUUGUGCCUCGCAAUUGGUAGGUAUCACAUCACUCGUCUCGGUCUUGAAGGUGUUCGUCCAGCUUGGCGGCGAGCGAAAGCGAUCGACAACUUUCGCCACAAAACUGGACAGGUUCACGAAGGCCUCAUACUAGACGAUCCAUCGGUGGAGAAACUCGAUGAGGACCAAAAUUGUUCGGGGCGCUACAAUGACGUCAAGCUCGUCCGGAAUGGAAUGCGAGCGUUGUCCUCAAACAAUCUCAAAGAGGAGGAUGAACCCUUGAGCGAGCGAUGGCAAACAUCCAUCACGUGGGACGAGUUUUACAAGCUCGUGCAGAAGUUCUUUUGCUCCUACCCAGACCUCGAUGUUCUCGCCAUUCUUAAAAGGACCGUCGUCCUCGUCUUCGGCAAGCGUGCGUUGUACCUCCGCCUACCCAGUGGAGAGAAAGACGCUCCCAUCCACUUGAUUCGGAUUGAUUUGCAUGGGGAUCUUUUCUCAGAUAGAGACAAGCCUUACUACGCCAAGUACAAGCAAGGCAUCCACGAAUUACCCCCGACCUUUGCUGAUGAUGUGGAGGUGGAACAAGAGAUGCUACACAGGGGAAUGGAGUCGCUUCAGGCGGCCGGCCUCCCGGAAGUUUACAUCUCGGAUGUCAACUCAACCAUUGCGUCCAAGCUUAGCCCGUCAUCGCGCCCAGUACAUCUACCGUCGUCUCCAUCAACCGAUGAAGAAGCGCGCGUACCAGUCCCCGACCCAGAAGCGUUACCAGUUCGCUGCACGAAGCCACCAGGUCGACUUGGGCAAUUCAACCUACCUUCCACGAAGCGUCGCCUGACAAGCAAGACAUCUGUCGCAGUCCCCGUAGAGGAGUUCCACGCUGCAGGCCCCGAGGUGAAGUCCAUGCCGUCUUCGUCUUCCCGUCAAAAGGUUCUGCCGGACCAAGAAGAGACGCAGCUACUGGAUCCAGAAGAGGAGGAGUGGCAGACGGAGAUUUCCGAGAAGUGGUUUGCUUCCGACACAGCCUUCCAAAAGUUCGUGCUACAUCGGCCAGUACUCGACCCACAUGGAGACUGCGUCUCUCUCACCGUCCGUGCAAUCGCUAUCUUCAUGAGAUUUGGAAUUGCCUUCCAGAUCAAGAAGUGCACCCGAUGUGGAAAGGAAGCUUCCUUCGAAGAACGGACUUCGCGCGGGUGGACCACGUAUGGCUACACUUGCAAGCGUGUGGGCCACAAGCACAUGGAGCUCAAUCUCAACAAGUUCGGGUUCCUGACCAAAGUCCCUGUCAACUCAUGGAUGCCUUUCCUACAUUUCAUGAACCUUCUUCGGCUUGGUCGCAGCUACAAAGCGAUCAUUCAAGAGCUGCAGGCUGGGUACGGUAACAUCUGCGUGGCUACCUUGAGGCGAUGGAGGGCCAUUUAUCAAGAGGCUCUUGGAGGAGCUCUACAUGAGAUGGGGGCUUUGAAAGUUGGAGGGCGAAAUGAGGUCGUGGUGUUAGACGAGUGCAUCGUCGGGAUACAUCCAGAAGACGGCUGGGCAUUGGGGUCAAAAGGAAUCAACAAAGCAGGCGCGGAGCAAAACCGCAAAUCAGAACGAAAGGAUGUCAACAAGCUCGUCCACCAUGGUGCUAUGAAAAGACUUCCAGCUCGAACUCUCCUACCUGGUGAGAAAGCAGUGUCCUCCUCGUCUAUCCUCAUCAAGAAGAAGCCCGCUUCAGUCUCCAGGGUGCAGAAGAAACCUUCGUCUGUUCUCAAGAAACCUGCCAAGGCGCAUCCCGCCAAGAUUGCCAAGAAACCCUCUGCUAACUUGAAGAAGAACGGCAAGUGGCUUUGGGUUGCUGUCGUGGUCGGCAAGGGGAAGGCAGUCUUCACGCACGCAAACAGGAAAAAACGAGUCACAUACCGUCUUCUUCCCCGCAGCUCUCAAGCAAGCCAAGGAAAACCUCGUGGAUUUCAGGAAAUGAGUGCAACUGUACAGUCUAGGGUGGUAAAGGGCAGCUAUCUCGUUUUUGAUGGGUGGGCUGCAACUAACAAGGCCGUGAACGCUUUGGGGUACAAAUGUGCUCCCCCUGUAAACCAUGAGAAAUGGUUCCGGGAUCGUGUGACAGGGUUCCACACCAAUGAUGCUGAAAGCGAGAACAGCAGGCUAAAGGCAUGGUCUCGUGCCAGGUAUGGCAAGCUCCAUAUUGAUGCUCAUGAGAUGGAUGAGUACGUGUUCUACAUUAAUGUGGGGGACAAUAUGCUUGAUGUUUUUCGCGGUCUCGCCAUGUCGAAUGGCGGCCCUUGUGCGAACAAUCUCAUGAGCAUAAAUGUCUAG